Rhododendron vialii is the source of this 898-nucleotide messenger RNA. RefSeq lists its product as uncharacterized. NCBI's taxonomy places the organism in Eukaryota, Viridiplantae, Streptophyta, Magnoliopsida, Ericales, Ericaceae. The transcript has 2 exons. The record is from RefSeq and is a predicted model, not a curated record. The coding region runs from base 16 to 633 and encodes 205 amino acids.
CAAUGCUUUGCUUCAAUGGGCCCACCUCCACCAUCUCAAAUCUCAAUUCCAUCUCUCUAUAAACCAAACAAAACCCUAGAAAAAUCAAAACAGAAAACAAAACGCAAAGCGAUAGAGCUAGCCCAAGCCACCCGCGGGGUCCGCCGGCCGCCGCCGCCGCCGCCGCCGCCACCUAUGUCGAAUCCCACAGCGCCCCCGGCGGCGGCGCCGCUCCUCAAACACAAGUCGUGGUCGCCGGACGUGUACCGCGACGAGGCGUGGGUGCUGCGGCGGAAGGGAAUCAACGAUCGCCGCAAGCGGCGGAGCAAGAGCGUCACCGACGAGGACCUCGACGAGCUCAAGGCCUGCAUCGAGCUCGGGUUCGGGUUCGACUCGCCCGAGGUGGAUCCGGGAUUAUCCGAUACCCUGCCCGCCUUGGGGCUCUACUACGCCGUUAACAAGACCUAUUCCGACAGCGUUUCGAAGUCGUCGUCGUUGUUUUCAUCGACGGCGUCGGAGUGUGAAUCGCCGUCUUCCGUCGGCAGCCCCAGUACCAUACUCGGUCUUGGCGAUAAUCCACAGACGGUGAAGACAAGGUUGCGACAAUGGGCACAAGUGGUGGCUUGUUCGGUGCGACAAUCUUCUUCUGGUUGAUUAUGUAAGUUCAGAUGCCAAAUGGUGAAGCAAAGCAUUUUACUAUAGUUGUUAUCAAAAUUCGAAGGCAAAAAAAAAAUGAAAAAAAGAAAGGAAGCCAACUUGUUUGAUGCGAAUAUUAGCAUAAUUAUCCCCUCUAUCAUUGCCUUGUCACCAUUAAUACAGCUGUCUUUGUUUAGUAUGUUAGGUCACCUAUAAAAUAUGUAAACCUGAGAUUGGAAAAAGAAAAGCAACGGCCCGUUGGUGGGGGUUGACUUUGUGUUUU